Caenorhabditis auriculariae is the source of this 11410-nucleotide messenger RNA. The record is from the annotation of a GenBank genome assembly. Lineage: Eukaryota; Metazoa; Nematoda; Chromadorea; Rhabditida; Rhabditidae.
AUGAUGAAUUUAUCCCAGGAGGACGGCGUUGAACAGAAGAAGAGACCAAAAAAGAAGAAAUCGGCGGGAAAAAUGGACACGGACAUGACAAAAGACUACGAGGGCUGGACGAAGAUUGAGCGGCAGGUCCCGUUUCAGGUGCCCUUUUUUUGUGAUUUUUGAUUUUUCAAUGUUUCAAAAAAGCUUUUGGUUUGAAAUUCUAGUGGGGAACGUACAGUUAUUUGCGGUUUUGGGGCUGGUAAUCUGGGAAAUUAAGGUUUUAUGGGUAAAAGUUCAGUUUAGAUAUGAGGAAAAAUUGAUUUUUAAGGGGUUUUUGUUGCAGGUAAAGCUCGAUUUUUUUUUUGAUAAAAAUGUCUUUUUUCAAGUUAUUUGAAGUAUUUUUUGACUUUUUUUUCAAAGUUUUUAAGGAAAUUUUUAUCCCGAACCUGUGGGGGAUAGGGAAUUUCGGGCUCUUCUACACGAAAAAAAUUGAUUGUUAACGGUAUAUUUCGCGCAAUGAUUAAGAUAAAAAUGUCCCUUUUUGGGUUAUCAUGAUAUUGGGGUUUUAUAGACUCCAAUGUUCAGGGGGAAUUUGAAUUCAGAAAAAAAUGUGAACGUUUUUCUCCCCUGGGACCCUUUUUUGAAUGAACUUUUUCCGAUUUUCGAAAGUUCUAAGUAUUUUUGGAACAGACCCAAGUUUUGGAGAUGAAAGUUCGAAUUUUUGUCCAUGGAGCCCACGUUCCCAAAGUAAAUAGCCUAUUUUUUGGAGUUAUGUUGUCUAUUUUUGUGUUGGAUUUCUGAUCUCGAAAAGACCCAAGUUUCGGAAUUUUGUCCUUUUUGAAAGGAGAUUUUUUUCCAUGGAGCACACGUUCCCAAAGUGAAUAGUCUAUUCUUCUGAAUUAUGUUAUCAGUUUCCAUUUUUGAUUUCCGAUCAAAAGACUAGGUUUCCUUCAAAAAGUUGAUUUCAGAAAUUAUUCUAUAAAAAAGGUUGGACAGGUGCUUUUUUUGGCCCAUAGAUAUCCGGGGAAGUUAAUAAAGUUCAUCGGUUUGUGAUUCUUCCAUGACGAGUGUUGGAAAACUGAACUUUUCAGUGAGAAAGUUGAGAAAAAAAUAUUUUUAGUAGCGAAAAAAAUAGUUUCCAAUUUCCUUCUCGAGAUUUGGCCGAGAAAGAAUAUUGCGAAGGGAAAUUUUUAAAUAAUAAGAAGAAUAUUUUUUUACAAAAAAAGUUCCACAUGACUUGGCCGCAUUUGGAUCGUCUCAAAAAGCGUCGCGGUUGCUUCGAAGCGCGUCUGACCGGAAACGACUUACGCGAGGAGGUAUCAGAAAGCGUUGGACACGUUUUACAGGGUUGUAAUUAACCGUGACGCGGCCGCGUCGCUUAGAGCCAUUCCAAGUGCGGCCAAGGGGUUUCAAGCUUAGUUAUUGAAGGGAGAAAGGAACACGAUUGCUUCGGAAAAUCUUUUUUCUCGAUAAAAAUACAAAUUUUUCAUUCCCCCCCCACCUAUUUCCUUAGGAAAUUACACUCUUUGUCGACCUGAAAAUUUUGAAAAUGAAUUAAAAAAUGAUAAAAUAUAUCGCUGAAUAGUGUAAAUUUUUUUCAAAGCUAUUUUCCCCUGAAAAUCCACUUUUUCCCAUUCCUUCUUGUUUUCCUUCAGAAAAGUGCAACCACGGAAUGAAUCUUCUUGCCCAAAUCAGCCACAAUUAGCGUGCAGAACAAAAAAAGGAAAACAAAAACGUCAAAAGGUCGCCGCCCCGUCGAAAUCGCUCUAUUUUCCCCGCAAAAUGCCUUUAUGAAUCAUUUAUUUUGAGCCCUAAAAGCGAAAAAAAAAGGAAUAUCCAGCGAAAAACAACGCGAAAAUCCGACGCCCCGCGCAUUUCACACUUAAUUAUGCAAAUUGCUUGAAAAAUAUUAUUAUCUUCUCCUCUCCCUUUUGGAGCCGACAUGUUUGGAGAUUGCAUGAGAAGCUUGUUUUGGACCUUUUUCAUUGAUUUUUUUCCUUAGUUUCGAAUGUUUUUUUGAACAGAAAGGUUCCGGAAAAAAAUCCCUAAUAUAUAUAUAUAAAAAUAAUAUAGCCGCGAAGUGAAGGCUUGUGCGCUCCAUUGAGAAUAGGAUAUUUUUGGAGAUUGAAUGAGGAGUUUCGGACCCUUUUUCAUUGAUUUUUAUUCAGUUUUUGCUAGUUUUUCAACUUAGAAAAAACAGCCGUGAAGUGAAGGCUUGUGCGCUCUAUUGAGAAGCGUGUUUUGGAGCUUUUUCAUUGAUUUUUAUUCAGUUUUCACUAGUUUUUCCAUCAGAAAGGUUCUGGAAAAAACAGCCGUGAAGUGAAGGCUUGUGCGCUCCAUUGAGAAUAGGAUAUUUUUGGAGAUUGAAUGAGGAGUUUCGGACCCUUUUUCAUUGAUUUUUAUUCAGUUUUUGCUAGUUUUUCAACUUAGAAAAAACAGCCGUGAAGUGAAGGUUUGUGCGCUCUAUUGAGAAGAGAAUAAUUUUGGAGAUUGCAUGAGAAGCUUGCUUUUUCAUCGAUUUUUAUCUAGUUUUCAUUAUUUUUUGAUCAGAAAGGUUCUGGAAAAAACAGCCGUCAAGUGAAGGCUUGUGCGCUCCAUUGAGAAAAGGAUAUUUUUGGAAAUUGGAUAGGGAGUUUGAUUUGAAGUUUUCUCAUUGAUAUUUAUUUAGUUUUCACUUAUUUUUCGACCUGGAAAAAAAACCGCGAAGUGAAGGCUUGUGCGCUCCAUUGAGAAAAGGAUGUUUUCAAAUUUUUGAGCCGUUUUCUGGCACAUUUUGGAGUAAGGGGAGAAAAAACAGCAGCGUCUGAUCAGUUUUUGAGCUCACCGGGCUUGUUUUAAUCAUUUUUGGGACUUUCUAAAGCUAAAUAAUUCAAAAAUAAUGUGAGAAAAAAACGGCUGAUUCAUUUAUUUUUUUCUGGCCUUAAAAAAACCUCAAAAUUUUGAAUUUUUUUAACACUUGUUCAAAAAGAACACAAAUAAAAAAACUUUUUUUAUUCCGUUUCCAAAAGUUCACUGACCAAAAAAACUAAACCUGACGAAUCCCAAGCCUCAAACGAGAAAAUCUAAUUCGAAAGUUUUUUUUUAGUUCAAGCAGAAGCAAAUCUCUUUUUCGAGUCCUCUUCAAAUAGAAAAAAAGAACUCAACCUUCACUUUUUUUCUGCCACGCCCUCUUUUUUUCUGCGGCUUUACCGAUCUUUUCCCUUCGGCAGAGGUUUCAUUUUUAUAGCGAAGUUAAAAAUUUAACUUUAAGGAAUUUUUCUUUUUAGAAGCAAUUCUGGAAGCUCAAAAAUUGAAAGUUUUUUUUUGGGAACGAGGAUUUUUCUGACCUUUUUUGGCUGGUGAGAAAAUUUGGGACUACUGAUUUUGAGCUCAAAAAUAUUAAGACAGCCAUUUUUUUUCACGCGGACGUAGAAACGACAGAGUGGUCCCUAUAGGGGUCACCUUAGGUGCACUUCGAGAUUUCCCUCUAGUGAUCACUUUACCUUCCCUAUAGGGUCCACUCAAGCUUCCAAAAAGACCCCUAUAGGACAGCCAUCUUUUUUAGAAGAAGCAUUUCCAUUAAAAUCUCGAUAACCCCUUUUGGGAGCACUUUGGUGUCCCCUACGUGGGUUGUUUUCUCCCUGGUCCCUGUAGGGACCUUUCUAGGGUUCCUAAGGACAAAUUAGAAUUUUCAAAUCAUGACGAAAGAAACAGAAAAAAGCCCUUUUUCUCUUCAUUGGAGCACAUUUCCUCCCAUUUUUUCAGCCGUUGCAUCAUCUCACGCCUUUUUAUUGAAAAUAUAUAGACUUGCCUCUUUUCCGUGAAUAUUCUAGAAUUGACCACCUCGGGCAUAGCCCCGCAUUUAUUCUCAUUUUCUUUUUUAUUCUCCUUUUUUCUCGAGUCAUCGACUUUUUCUUUUCAUUGAGAAAUUUUUGUAGAGACAUUUUUGUCAAUAUUUUGGGUUACUGUAUAGGGAAGAAUCAUUGGAAAAGUUGAGAGAAAUUUUCAGAGAAACAAAAAUUUUCUUGUAGAUAAAUCAAGCCUCUAACUCUUUAAUGCUUCAAAAAAAAUUCAUUUGAACUUAUAUAGCUUGAAAUUUUUCCUGGAGUUAAUUGAGACUUAUUAGCUACAGUAAUCAAAAUCUUAUUUUCGAUCUACUGGAAAAUUUUUUAGUGGCCACUAUAGGGUUUCGACGUUUUAGUGGCCACUAUAGUAGUCAAAUUAGUGGCCACCUAAGGAGUUAAAAAUUAGUGACCACUAUAGAGGUCUAAGUGCUACUACUAGACCAAUAAAACUUUUAGUGGCCACUUUAGGGUUCAAUGAAUCAACAUAACUUAUCCAAUCUGUUUGGUUUAAAAUUAUCAGAGUUACUGGAAGUAAUACUGGAUGAAAAACUACUGAAGUGGCCACUAAAACGGAAAAUAGUAGCCGCUAUAUAUUUGGGUUUAGUGACCACUUUAGUGUUCUUGGCGAGCCUCUAUAGUGGUCACUAAAAAUUUUCCCAGUAUCGUCCCACCUUAUACAGUAACCCACCUUCAAAUUUCGUUUACACACACCGUAACCCACGAAAUAUUCGAUUAUAAUCUAAAUAAUCCUAGAAAUCGUGAAUCUCCUGAAUACCGAUUCAUCUUCUCCUACAGUAUGCUGGUGAGUAUUCAGAAGGCCACAGUAAUCUCAAGAUGUUAUUUCCAAGAGCACAAAAUAUUUGAUUGUUGUCGUGUUAGUCGAGAUCCGCAAUAACUUAUUCGACUAAAGACUGAUUUAUAAUUUAUUUCUUGUCAUCCUUGUUUUUGUCAAUAACUUGAUCCAUUACACUUGCUGUUGCUUUAAAAGCGCAUCCGACUUUGAAACGACUUGCGCGUUUUUUUUUAAAGCUAAAUGGGAUCUUCUAAACAAGAGUCAAGUCAUGAUAUUUCGACAUUUUCAUCAUAAUCCGUAAGAAAAAAUAAUGGCAAAAAUCGAUAGCCGCGAAAAGAUUCGAACUUGCAUCAUAGGCUUCGCAGGCUAUUGCGCUAGCCACUGCACUACGCCCCUAGCUGUCGUGCAAUGGCUGGUGGCGCGCACAAAUUCCUUCUGAACGGUCUCACGUGUUCAAGAACAAAAACUUUAAAAAAAUCAUAUAUCCAAAACGAAAAGUUUGCGCCGAUAGCGACAAUGGGGGAUCGAUUCCCAGUCAUCAAAGAUUAUUUGAGCAAAUUUACAGAAAACUCCAAAACCUAAUGACCUUUCAUGUCAGUUUUCCUAGCUGAUUCCGAAAUUUGACUUAAGAGCAAGCAAAUAUUUUUUUUUGUCGAAGUCGUGGCUGUGGUCUUUUUCAACCUUGAAGGGUCAUAACUUUUUUUUACAGGCUUCCCAGACAUUUUUGAGCAAAAAUUUGCAUUCGGCCUGAAAAACUGGGUUGAGUGAACCGAUUUUCAUUCAGAAUUACCUAUGUGAAUUUUUCCAAUCGAGCCGCGCCGCGACCGCAACGCGUUGAACCAUUCCCAAUGCGACCGCGAUUUCUCCAAGCAACCUAGAAAUUUCUAGAAACAUAAAGCGGAACUUCUCGCGUGGGAAAAUUGAACUAGUUUAUUAUUGAUACGAAACCCUCCAGACACCAAGGAAAGAAACUAUUUUUAUUGAAAAGGGAAAGAAUUUAUAAGUGACUUGUGGGAUUUUAUCGAGAAAGGGAUUGGUUGGUCCGGAUAGUGAAUAGAAUAUUGGACUUUUGAUCGAGAAAUGAAAUGGUUAUUUUUGGGUUUCACAAUGAUUUCAGAGACCUGGAAGAUGUAUAAAAAUGUGGGAGUUCAGGAAAACUUCAAAAUUUGUAGCUACUUUCUUUAUUGAAGCACUUAUCAGUUCGUGGUCGCACUGGGAAUGGCUCAAAGAGUCGCGGUCGCGUUUGGAAGCGAACUCAAAUUUUCCUUGCUUCAUUUAAGGCUGAAUUAUACCAUUGGGCGGAAGUAGUUUCGGGUCGGAUGCGUUUUAAAGCUUACUCUUUUCAAUUGAGCCAUUCCAAGUGCAGUCAUGGGCUCUCAUAUUGAGAAUAACUUGAGGAAAAACGGGAAGUUUUCUAUAGAGUGGAUAGAAACUUCGAAAUUUUACGAAAAUCAAGGGUUGAGCUCCAUAAAAACCAAUAAAAAUGUAUAAAUGACCUUUGAAAUUUUCUGGAAUGUAGCAAAAAUUCAUUCGAAUAAUUUAUUUCUUUUCUGCGAAGUAAUGGGACAAAAACAAGCCGAAUAAAAAAAAACCCAAAGCAAGGUUUCCGAGCGAAUAAUUAAAUAAAUCGGUCCGAUUUUCGGUUUGAAUAAUUGAUGGCGAUGAUUUUUGGUUUGGCAGCUAAAAUAGGGGACGUGGGAAAUUGGCCAGAAAGUGAUGUGAGCUUUUCUGGUGGGAUUGUAAAGGUGGGCUAUUGAAAAAACCAAAAAAAUUGAAAAAUAUGUUUGAAAAAGAGAUUGGAACUUAAAUUGGAACUUCAAAAAUGAGUUUGUAUGAACCAUAAUGAGUUUUAAACUCGGAUAACAGUCUUGGGACCCGAACCAACAAGUCAUUUAACUAUCAACCCGACGCUUAGCCACUCAACCAACCCGUCAAUUUGAGGGCUACCGCACGUACGUCGCCUCCACCUACAUUGGGUUCAACAUUGUCGGCUUCGCCAUCAAUUCUUGGGUUCUUUACGUCGUGGCGCCACUUUUAUUCGCCCCGGCCAUCAAGGUAAGAUCGUGAGAACCGCGACGCACAGCUCACGCGACGCGGUUUACAAAGAAAAAACAAAAUUUUCCAAUUUCAGGUCCCAAAAAGCAUCCUUUUCUUCAUUUUUACCCUGUGCGUGAGCGAUUUGAUGACCAUGUUUGGUGGGUUUCGUCUUUUUUUUUCAGGAAAUUCAAUGGUUUGAAAAAAAUAAAUUACAGGGGGCAAUUUAAUCGCAAAUCGAGAAAAAUCAGUUUUUGGACCUUUGAAAAGAUCUUUGAGCUCAAAAGUAGUGAGAUUCUAGCUUUUCUUUAUUUUUUGUGAAUCAAAAAAACGUUCAGUAUCUUUUUUCCAUGAAGAUUACGUAUUUAAAGCAAAAUAAAUUAGAAAAAUUCAAGUUUUCUCAUUUUCAGCCAUGUCUCUUCUCAUCAUCGAGCUAGUUUUCGGCACGUGGCGAUUUUCGUCACUUGUCUGCACUUCCUACCUUCUUUUUGAUUCAAUGAACAAGUUCGUAUAAUUUUUUAAAAUAGAAUAUAAGCAUCAAUUAGGGAAAAAGGAUAUUUUUCUAAAAAUAGUUUUGCGCGUCGCGUCGCAAAUGUGCGUCGAGUCGAAUGCAUACUCUCGUAAAUCUACAGGAAGAAAUAUUUUCGAAACUUUCGAAAAUGGGUUUUUGCUUGUUUUUUGUAUUUGUCCAUGCCGUGUUCAAAGUAAUUUCCGCCAAAUGCGAAAUGGUCUCUGACCCUCCAAAAUUCAGUUAUCUUUCUCUUUCUCUGACGGCUAUUUUGAAUUUCGCGGAAUCACUUUGAACACGGCAUCAUUAUCAUUUAAAAAAAAAAGAUUUUUUUGCAAUGAUGCGAUAAUUUAUUAACCGUGGACGGGGUAAAUAAAAAUGUAUGGCUUGAAAUUCGUAUUCUACGUAACAUUUUCUAUUUUUCGGUUUUUUUCUCAUUGUGGUUAGCUUUUUUUGAUUAAUUGUCGUAAUUUUUUGAUAAGAAAUGGCCAUUUCUGAAAUUUUGAGAGUAAUUUGGAAGCAAUUCGCUCAAAAAAUAGCGAUAAAACCACAAAAUGCAAGUUUAAUGCCGUGUUCAAAGUGAUUCCGCGAAAUUCAAAAUAGCCGUCAGAGAAAGAGAAAGAUAACUAAAUUUUGGAGGGUCAGAGACAAUUUCGCAUUUCGCGGAAAUUACUUUGAACACGGCAUAAAUGUUAUUCUCAAUCUUUUCGUGUUUUUUUCUAGGAUUUUUUUUCAGUCGAUAACGGCUGAUGUAUUGUUUUAUUAAUAAAUUCGCCUGAAAAAUCAAUGAAAGCAAAUUUUUUUCCUGUUGGUUUUUUUCAGCUCUGUUCCAAAUUUUUUUCAUAAUUUUUGAUUAUUUAUUUGGUUUAGAUUCGUCGCCCCGAUCAUUGUAUUUCUGAUCAGUCGAACUUGCUACACUACAGUAUGUUUGGACAAACGGAGGGGCGAAAAAGCGGCCAGUUUGAAGGUUUUUUCCAGGAAAAAAAUUUAAUAAAAAAGAAAUUUAUUCAGUUUGCCGCGAUGCAAGUCAUCGUCGCCUUGGGCUGCGUUUUUGGUCCUUUUUGUGGCCGGUUUUUUUGCUUAUUCCCAGGUAAUAUUUCUCUCAAAUAUGUUUUGAUUAUUAAAAAAAUCUUUUUUCGACUGAAAAUUGUCAUUUACAUCAUAAGUAUUCAUCUUUUUUCAUUUUUUUACGUUCAGAGGAAAUUUUUGCUUAUCUAUUAUUGAGUUCUAAAUAAUACUCAGAGCUUGAGAUUUUCUAAAAUAUCUAACAGAAGGGCUCAAAAAAACAAAAACAAAAAAAUUAUUUUCAUCUUUUUUUGUGUAUCUGUUUCCGGUAUUCUGAUAUUUGAGUCAUUUUAUGAUUAAAUUCCUUUAAAUUUCGAUCGAUCCAAAGUAAAUGACCUUUUCCAGGUGUUCACCUUUCAUAUGAACCCAAAUUCAACAACAAUGGAAGUGAUGGUGAUUCGAAAGUGCGGAUUUUUCCCGCCGCCUAGUGAGUUUAUUUUUUAUUCAAUUUGAAGCAUUUCAUCGAUUAUUCAAAAACUAUAGUCGAUUCACGGCCAGCUUGGGACGCUGAGAGAUGUGACUUGUCUGCGCCCUCUGCCAACUAGGCACCCUCUCCUUUUUAUCGUGUCAGGACCCGUUUUUCGAUGGCUCAAGCCGGCCGUGAAUCAGCGAUCAUGAACUUGAAUUUUUAAUAGUUUUCAUUAGAGUUGUAAGAAAUAAUUUUCUGAUAAGUUUGAAGUUUUGGUGAGUUAUAAUGUUUCUUUGCAGAAAUCGAGUUCUGGUUCAAUUUGAUUGCCUGCACGAUUUCCUACGCCGUUCCGUUGUUCGGAAUCAUUUAUUGGUACGUCUCGGUACCGUUUUUCCUGAAAAGGCGAGCCCUCAACAGCCUUGUAACAUCAAAGUGAGUUUUCAAGUAAUUUUCUUCCGAUAGAUCUUUUUUUAGUUCAAUGGACACGGCUCUGCGGAAAGUUAUCACAACAGUUUUCCUCCUGACUGCGAUUUACGUCGUCUGCUGGACGCCUUAUUGGGUCUCGAUGUUCGCCCAUCGGAUAUUGGCCAUGGGACAGAAAAAUAGUUGGUUUUUACGGUAUUGUGAUAAAACGGUCGAUAAAUAUCAAAAAUAUGAUAAUCAGAAGAAAAAACGAAGAUCAGUGUGAUCAUGAAGAGACGCCAGAAAUGGGACAAGUGUCUCUCCGAUUUUGAUUAAUGAAGAGACGCCAGGAACUCAGAGCUUUUCUCUUUCUCUAGCGUCUCUUCAGACCGCCAUUGACCUCUCGCACGUUUUUGUAAAGUUUGGAACAAGAAUCGAAAAGAGAGAGAUCAACUGAGGCUCGAAGAGACGCCAGACAGCGAGAGCGUUUCUGUUAUCUCUGCCGUCUCUUCAGACUGCGGUCCGUUGUUUGCGACUUGAAAGGCGGAUUUCUCUGCGCCCUCCUUAUCUCUCGAAGUCUCUCGUGCUAUUUCCAUACUCCUCUGACCUCGCCGGUGAGGGAACAGAGAGACGCAGACACGCGAAAAAUUUCAAGUCGCGGCGGACGGACUAUAUCUCAAUUCCGUCCUCGGUAAACUAUAAUCUCUUUUUUUAGUGAUCAUCAUCUCAUAUUUCAUCCACCUAUUACCGUACGUCAGUUGCGUCGCCUAUCCGCUCAUCUUCACCUUGUUGAAUCGAGGUAGAAUUAAAAAACUACACAGUAAUAAAAGAUGCUUUUCAGGGAUCCGGUCAGCACACGCGCGAAUAGUAGCUGAUCAGAGGAGAAGAUUCCGAUCGCUGACCGAUGAGGCGAGCUCUCAGAUUCGAACCGCUAUCAGGUCGGCUUUCAUUGAGAAAAAUCGAUUUCGAAACAUUUUUUGAGUUUCAAAGUUUGAAAAAUGCGAAGAAUCUCCAAAAAUGUAUAUUCUUCCUUCCCAUUUCUUCUGUCUAAAAGGCCCUGAAUUUUUUAAGAACUUGAACUUUAAACAUGCGAUUUACUCAUUAAUAUCAGUUAACAUUCGUUCUCCCAGAAAAGAAACCGUUGAUACCAAAAUUUCAGAUUGAGUUUUCUGAGCUCAUAUUGUGCUCACAAUAACUACACAAGAUCUUGAAAAUUUUACAUAGGUUUUUAAGAAGCUCCGCCCCUUUUUAGGGUUACGGUGGGGUUACCAAAAAAAAAUGUAACUCUUUUCUCAAAGUUCACUACUUAAAAAAAAUUGAAAAAAGAUGAUUUUGAUCGGAAAAAUUUUCGGCUUGGUUGGCUUACAAGGAGGGGUUGGCUUAUAAAAAUUGUGAUGAUAAGAAAUAAAAUCAAGUUUCCACCUCGGGGCGGUCGUUUGGCCACAAUAAUGCAUUUUCUAGCCUCAGAGAGGUAGUAUCAAGUUUAAUUCAGAAAAAAAAACUUGGGAUGAGGGGUUCUUCAAAAAUGGUGUGCCCAUGUAUGGUCAAAAGUGUGAGAGCCAGAAAAAAUCCAAAAAAGUGAUCCUGAAACGAUAAGCGAGUCGUCGACGCAAUUUUAGUCGACGCAACUCCCAACCCCAAGAUGUCCUUUUUAGUACUGUAAUUUCUUCAAUUUAUCUCUAUUUCUGUUUUCCUGAAUAAUACGAAACAUUUCAGAGGCAUCCCGCCGCAGAAAGCCUUCGAAAAAUCACUGAAAAAGAACGGUGAAGUGAGGAAGGAUGAGAUUUCUGAAGAAAAGGUAUUUUUUGAACCUUUUUUGGCGAUUUGGAAGAAAAUUCGAAACCAAAAAUGAAACGGAGUCAAAACCUCCGAAAAAUAACCGCCAGAAAUUAAUAAGAAUCUUUGCAUUUUGCGAAAAAAUUCUUUGAAUACGGCAUGUGCGAAAGCGCCGCGGUGCAUGCACACGACACACAACACUUUACGCGAAAAUUUUGGGCGCGGCGUCGUUUUUUUUUGGCGAUUUAGCACGGCAUUCCUAAUGGGGGUGAGGGAAGGUGAGCGAGGCGUCAAAGUUUCUGAAUUUACAGAAAAAAUUUAGUGCGCGCUACGGAUAAAAUUACGUCACAAUUACACUGAAUAUUCAACGUUAAUAACUUGUUUGUUCGAUCGCCUUCGGCUGAAGUACUGUAGAUUUCAAAUUUCGCGCCAAAAUUUUUUUGACGUCUUGCCACCCCGUUUGGGAACGCCGUGUUUGAUUCGAAGACUUUUUAAAAAUGUCCUUUUUUCAGUUGGUGAACACUUUCACGAACCCCGAAGCCGCAGAUUCACUCCAAUCGCCGCCGCCAAUGAAAUCCGUCUCCCAGCUUUCUUUCCACAAUGAUGAGACCCUAUUGUGA